UGCCAUAUAAAAUGGGCAAGUGCUCAACUUUUUUGCAUAUAUGUGAAUAACUUUUAGGGAAAAUUACGCCCCCUUCUUUUGUAGUUUUUUUAAAAUUACAAGUGGAUUUAAUGGUUUGAAGAAAUUACGCCCCUCAUUUGGCUUUCUUAAGAUUCUUACAAUUAAGUCUAAUCCGGUAGUCACCGUGAAGUUGGAAUUGUUAAUUGCUAAUAUCACUUAAUAUCAUACCAUCUAAUAUAAAAAAUGUCUUUAUAUAAACAUGAAUUUACCUUAUAUGCCUCUCCAUGAAAACAAAACAAAAGAGGAAAGACAGCUUCCCCUCAUGUCGUCAACCAAAUCCAUUACGUGGUUGUACAAACUAGUAUGCCAUAGUAGUCUUAUAUUUUCUUGGGCCUAAUGAAUAAUCCAGGACGAUAUGUGGAAAGAACCAUGUCAAGAAAGAGGGGAAAUUGCAACAAAAGGAACAAUGUAACUGGGACACUAGCAAGGAAAGUGAUGGGAAUGGCAAGCCAUAUAUACUGUUUAAUGAGGAUACUGAGAGGAAAUCUUUAGAUUAGCAUGAGAUUUGCUUAAGCUGAGGGUUUUCUUCAAAUUUCUCUUAGUUCUUAAGUGGCUCCAGACAAGCUGUGUUGGGGUCAUCAUCCAAAUGGUGUGUUCUCUGUUAAAUCUGCAAAAGGAAACUGCAGAGAAAGAGUUGCUCAUGAAAGGACCAGGAUCUAUCACACUGGGAAGGCUGCUAGCAAUAUUUCAGUGUCUCAUAUCAGUGGCAGAAGGUCCGCUCGAGGAAGAGCAGCAAGAUGCUGGUCAGAUGGAGUCGGAUGAUGGUGAGAUGGGGCUCAUGUCUGAUGUUCUAUUGCAUCUCUCCUCACUCUGUAAUGCUAAUUUUAUCACCAAAGGAGGAACCUGCCCAUUAGAAGGAUCCACUUGGUACCGAUGUAAUGUGGCUGAAGAAAUGGCUUUAAAGGUCGCAAGGAGCUUGCAGUUCCCUCUAUCCAAGUAUCUAUAUAGAAGAUGACCUGUGAAGCGGGUAUGCACUUCUGAUCUGAUUUCUUGUUUACACAAACAGACCUACUCUUGGAGAUAACAAAAGACUUUAUGUU
This is a messenger RNA of Macadamia integrifolia, 1100 nucleotides long. RefSeq names its product origin of replication complex subunit 5-like. The coding region runs from base 647 to 1015 and encodes 122 amino acids. The transcript is spliced from 2 exons. Lineage: Eukaryota; Viridiplantae; Streptophyta; Magnoliopsida; Proteales; Proteaceae. Gene Ontology annotation, cellular component: nuclear origin of replication recognition complex; nucleus. Gene Ontology annotation, molecular function: DNA replication origin binding. The record is from RefSeq and is a predicted model, not a curated record. Gene Ontology annotation, biological process: DNA replication; DNA replication initiation.